Zonotrichia leucophrys gambelii is the source of this 2016-nucleotide messenger RNA. RefSeq names its product methyl-CpG binding domain protein 3 (gene MBD3). NCBI's taxonomy places the organism in Eukaryota, Metazoa, Chordata, Aves, Passeriformes, Passerellidae. The transcript is spliced from 8 exons. The record is from RefSeq and is a predicted model, not a curated record. Gene Ontology annotation, molecular function: methyl-CpG binding. Gene Ontology annotation, cellular component: nucleus. Gene Ontology annotation, biological process: negative regulation of transcription by RNA polymerase II; DNA methylation-dependent constitutive heterochromatin formation. The coding region runs from base 196 to 1026 and encodes 276 amino acids.
CGGACGGCGGGAGCGGGGCCAGGGCCGGGACCGGCACCGGGAGCGCAGCGGGAGCGGGACGAGCCGGGCCGCGGCGCCGCCUCCCGGGGGCACCGGGAGCGCAGAAGGGCCGGCGGCGGCAGGAGAGCGCGGCGGCCGGGAGGAGCCGGCGGGAGGCGGCCGGAGCCAGGCGGGAGCGGGCCGGGAGGAGCCGCCAUGGAGCGGAAGAGUGCUUUUCCUUUGGGCCAAGCUUCCCCAGGAAGAGACAGGACUCUCAGUCAUUUCAGCCCCAGUGGGAAGAAGUUCCGCAGCAAGCCGCAGCUGGCACGGUACCUGGGCAGCUCCAUGGACCUGGGCACCUUCGACUUCCGCACGGGCAAGAUGCUGAUGAACAAAAUGAACAAGAACAGGCAGAGGAUGCGCUACGACUGCUCCAACCAGGCCAAAGGCAAGCCUGAUUUGAACACAGCCCUGCCUGUGAGACAGACAGCCUCUAUCUUCAAACAGCCUGUCACCAAGAUCACAAACCACCCCAGCAACAAGGUGAAGAGUGACCCCCAGAAAGCUGUGGACCAGCCCAGGCAGCUCUUCUGGGAGAAGAAGUUGAGUGGCCUGAAUGCCUUUGACAUUGCAGAGGAGCUGGUGAAGACAAUGGACCUUCCCAAGGGGCUGCAAGGGGUUGGCCCUGGCUGCACAGAUGAGACUCUGCUCUCUGCCAUCGCCAGUGCCCUGCACACCAGCACCAUGCCCAUCACUGGGCAGCUCUCUGCAGCUGUGGAGAAGAACCCUGGGGUCUGGCUCAACACCUCCCAGCCUCUCUGCAAAGCCUUCAUGGUGACUGAUGAAGAUAUCAGGAAGCAGGAGGAGCUGGUGCAGCAGGUGAGGAAGAGGCUGGAGGAGGCCCUGAUGGCUGACAUGCUGGCCCACGUGGAGGAGAUUGCCAGGGAUGGGGAGCCUCCCUCGGAGAAAGAAGGAGCAGAGGAGGAAGGAGAAGAAGAAGAGGAGGAGGAGGAGCAGGACCAUGACCAGGAGAUGGAAAAUGUAUAGUCCAGGGAGUUCCAUCUAAGAAUUCCCAGUAUAAACCCAUUCAGCAGGGUCAGCACAAGCAUUCACAGAGCCAAGAGUGCACCAUCAGUCCAACUGUACCCCAGAGCCUUUGGAUGGACUUCAGGAAACAUGGAAGCUGAUGGUUCAUUCACUGCAGGGGAGUUCUGCAGAUGGAACUUGACUAAACUCUACUCCCCUUCCUUUUUCUACAGGAGUAGGGUGAUUGGGAAUGCAAAAGUGGGAGGGGAUAAAGAAUAUCAAUGGUGGGAGGGAAAAUCCGAGGAACUGAAUUUGCUGGCUCUUUUUUUGGGUUUUUUUUUUUUUGGUAUUACUUUUUGUGGGUCAGUGCUGGGUGAUACAUUUUUAAGCUUUUCUAUCAAAGUACUUUUAAUGACCCACAGAAACACUUUUCUCUCUAACCCAAGGGAGGGAGAUGCUGUUUCACUCCUUGGCUACUCUGCUGUGGGCUACCUGUUUGUACCUGACUGUAGGGAGGUCAUUUCAUGUUGUGGAUGGUUCAUUCCAUGUGUGAGUUGCUGUUUCCUCACAAGACCACAUUGGUCUUGCAGGUGUUUGGAAGUGCAGGCUCAGAGCUGAGCUGCCAGUGCCUCUCCCACCUGGGCUGGGUGAGGAGGGGAAGCUGCACUCGAGGACUUGGGCUGCCAGCUCUGGGCAUUUGGCUCUUUGGUUAUUCCACACCACAGUUUGGAUCCAAGCUCUGUGUGUCCAGACAUUUGCCUCCAAGACUCUGUUCACAAUAUACCCAACCUGAGGUAUAUUUUACUUUGGUUUAAGUCCAGUCAGAAGGACUUUCUCAACUGGGGAUGGAAGGAUGACUCAUUUCUGACUGAUAAUGAGGAAAACUUCCUCCUUUUUCUCUUCUGGUGCCAAGAACCUGCCCUCUGUUCCUCAGUGUGGAGGGAAGGGGAUCCAUUCCAACAGGUGUGGCUACACACCUGCUUUUGUGUGCAGUAAUGUUCUGACCUCUUU